GCGGCGAGCGCAGGCGGGGCGGCGGACUGAGGCGCACGGGUCGGACGCGGCGCCAUGCGCGGCCCCCCGGCCUGGCCGCUGCAGCUGCUCGUGAGGCGGGGCCUGGCCGCCCGCGCCCUCUGGACCCGGCCGCCGCCAACGCGCCUGGGGCCGGCAUGGCCUGGGGGCGCGGGGCCGGCGCUCCUUGCCGGUGGCGGGGCCGUGCGAGGCCCGCGGCGCUGGGCGAGCGGCUGCCCCGGCGGGGGCCCCGCGGCCGGCGCAGGCCUGGCGCGGCUCCUGGCGUUGUGGGCGCGCCCCCCCGGGCCCUCCUGGUGCUGGGCGCUCGCCAGGCCCGGCGCCCCCCGGUUCCUGCGCGCUGCGCUCCCGGGCGGCCCAGCGGUGGCCGCGCGGGCCGGGGGCGAGGCUUGGCGGCGCGAGCCGGCCUUGCCUGCGGUCGGGGCGACCCCUGGACACGACCUGCUGCAGCGGCCCGCGGCUGCCGGGCGUUCAGAGGCCCAGAAGCUCCUGAGGCUGGCGCAGCCCGAGCGCCGGCGGCUGGCAGCUGCGGUUGGGUUUCUGACAGUGUCCAGUGUCAUCACCAUGUCCGCCCCCUUCUUCCUGGGGAAGAUAAUCGACGUCAUUUACACAAACCCCUCUGCAGACUACAGCUCCAGCCUGACGCGCCUCUGCCUGGCGCUUGGCGGCGUGUUCCUGUGCGGCGCCGCGGCCAACGCCGCCCGCGUCUACCUCAUGCAGACAUCAGGUCAGCGCAUCGUGAAUAGGUUGAGAGCUUCGCUCUUUUCCUCGGUUCUGAGGCAGGAGGUCGCUUUCUUUGACAAGACGCGCACAGGAGAGCUAAUCAACCGCCUGUCCUCGGACGCGGCCCUGCUGGGGCGCUCCGUGACGGAGAACCUCUCGGACGGGCUCAGGGCCGGAGCCCAGGCCUCCAUUGGUGUGGGCAUGAUGUUUUUUGUCUCCCCUAAUCUGGCCACUUUUGUUUUGAGUGUGGUGCCUCCAAUAUCCAUCCUUGCUGUGCUUUAUGGCCGAUACCUACGGAAACUGACCAAAGUCACUCAGGACUCCCUGGCGCAAGCCACUCAGCUAGCUGAGGAACGUAUUGGAAAUAUAAGAACUGUUCGAGCUUUUGGGAAAGAAAUGACUGAAAUAGAGAAAUACACCAACAAAGUGGACCAUGUGAUGCAGUUAGCAAGGAAAGAGGCAUUUGCUCGGGCUGGCUUCUUUGGAGCAACCGGGCUCUCUGGGAACCUGAUUGUGCUCUCUGUCCUGUACAAAGGAGGGCUGCUGAUGGGUAGUGCCCACAUGACAGUGGGUGAACUCUCUUCCUUCCUAAUGUAUGCUUUCUGGGUUGGAUUAAGCAUUGCAGGUAUGAGCUCCUUCUACUCAGAGCUGAUGAAGGGACUGGGUGCUGGGAGCCGCCUCUGGGAGCUCCUGGAGAGAGAACCGGAGCUUCCUUUCAAUGAGGGGGCCAUUUUAAACGAGCAGAGCUUCCAGGGCGCUCUGGAGUUCAGGAACGUGCACUUUGCCUAUCCAGCUCGCCCAGAGGUGCCCAUAUUCCAGGAUUUCAGCCUUUCAAUCCCGUCAGGAUCCAUCACAGCGCUGGUUGGCCCAAGUGGUUCUGGCAAAUCAACAGUGAUUUCCCUCCUGCUGAGGUUGUACGACCCCAACUCUGGAACUGUCAGUCUUGAUGGCCAUGACAUCCGUCAGCUAAAUCCAGUCUGGCUGAGAUCCAAGAUUGGGACAGUGAGUCAGGAACCAAUUUUGUUUUCUUGCUCAAUUGCGGAGAACAUUGCUUACGGUGCAGACGACCCUUCCUCGGUGACCGUGGAGCAGAUAGAGAAAGUGGCUGAUGUAGCCAAUGCAGCUGCUUUCAUCCAAAAUUUCCCUCAAGGAUUCAACACUGUGGUUGGAGAAAAGGGCAUUCUCCUCUCAGAGGUGUUUCCAGAUUCCCAGUGGUGUCCCACUGGGGAAUACUCAGCCAUGGCAGCUUUCUCUCAUCUGAGAAAAGAUAAGUUUUGCAACUCGAUCCUUGAAAAUUGUAGAAAAUAAGACAGCGCAGAUGGCAGGAUGGUUUGUCCAGGGAGACAGAGACUAAAUCAGUGCAGAUGUGCAGCUGGAGGAGUUCUUCAUUCCCCACUUUGUAGGUUACGUGUAGACCCAGGACUGACAGACUUCUCUGUAAAGGGCCAGAGAGCGGAUGAUUUACAUUUGUGUGCCACACAUGGUCUCUGUCACAGCCUUAUUAUUAUUAUUCUUAACAACUCUUUUAAAACAUAAAAACCGUUCUUAGCUUGAGGCUGUGCAUAGCCAGGCCCUGGUCCGUACCUGGCCCAGGUGGAGUUCACUGUGCCCUGACCUGGGCGAAUGGGGGCUUGUGAGGCUGAGGCACCCUUGGGGCCCACGGUAUUGGCUCACCCUGCAGGUCAGAUCAUGUUUGGGGGCGCGGUUUCCAGGAGGGAAAGAGAAACAGUUCUGUUGCUUUCGAGUGCAGAAGUGGGACCGAUGAAUAGAGAAGUAAAUUUUUGGUUAAACACAGAUUUUUUUUGUUACAAAUAUUCAACUGUACUGUGUUUCAUGACGAGCUCUGUCACUGGAUGUGUCUGAGCAGGGGAUGGAGGCUUCCAUGUCAGAGUGAAGGCUGCCAGGUUGGGCUGGAGCAGGAGUCCUUUCCAACACUAAACGUUUUGCUUGAACUUAGACUACAGACAGUUUAACACAAAAAUGUUUUACGUUUGUUGUGUAUGAUUUGUUUAAACUAUAGGCAGUGGAUGAAAAAACAUUUUUGAUAGAUUGGGGAAGUUGCGGGAGUAGGACUGCUACUGCGUCUCUGGAACAGGUGUGUCCUUGGGCAGGACGCCAGUUUGAGCUGCUGGUGGUGAAAUUACUGAGAUGGAGGCAAGGGGUUGGGAGUUACCUGUGCUCUGUCCCACAAGCACAGCACCUGCUCCCUUGGAACAGGUUCUGCAUGUCCUUCCCUUUAACCAGGAUUCUCAAGCUCCACCUCCCAGUGAAAUAAGCAAAGGUUUCAGUCCACCCCGGAGGAAGGGUGGGCCUCUAGCAGUAGACCCCCCAUGUGCUCAUUGGCACCGGGGAUUUUCAGAGCUGACCCAUGCUGAGCACUCAGACCCCUGCCAACCAGAGGGGUUCAGAAAGAAAGGGCUUCUCCUCCUUCCCUCGUCGUGAGGGUGGGGUUGCCUGGUUAAGGACAGCUUUUAGCAGCGCCACCCAUUUCAGUUUAAAUGAUUAACUUCUCUUAGAUGAAAUAAUAAGUAUGUUCAGCUAAUAAAAUCAACCAAAAAGGAAUGUUUUCAUCACCAAAAGUGGAAUUGAGUUUUCUAACAUGAACUAAGUUGGGAGGAGUGAGUUGAGUCCUGCUCUGAGACGUCACCAGUUGUAACUUAGGAUAAUGUCCCUGGAGGAAAGGAGAGGGUGGGGUGCAGCAGAGAUGAGGAGGGGAGUUAUCACCCAUCUGUCCCUUCCACAUUUCCCCCCCACCCCCCACCCCUUGCACUGAGUAGAAUUUAAGUUUUACAAAGAUUGGGUGGAGGUUAGAGUGGUGUCCUCUAUCUGUUGCCCCCAGUUUCAUAUACGCACAAACCUACCACGUGUGCCGGGUGCUCCCUGGGGAGCGGGAAAAAGAACCACGUGAGAGUGGAAGUAUGGAGCAGAGUUCUGGGUGAAAAGUAGAGUUACCAGUCCCCGCUCCCUGUGGCCUUUGUUCCUGUCCAUUUCACAUACCACUCUGAAACCUCUGACUCUCUUGAGUUUCCCGUUCGUUUCCUACUACAAGCAGUGCUCUGUUAGGGGAGGCGGCACGUGUGUGGGGAAAAGCACACUCCACUGUUCAGACCUCGGCUCUGCCACUGACCAGCUGUGAGGCCUCUUGCAGCGUAUUUGUGCCUCAGUUUUUCAUCUGUAAAAAGAGAAUCAUUAUAGUAUCUACUUCAUAGGCUUGUUUUUGAGAUGAAAUAAUACAUGUAAGGCAUUUAAGAAAUGCCUGGUACACAGGAAUUCCUCAACGUUAGCCAUGCUGGUAGUUGUUACUAUGAAUCUUGAGAUUGAUGAGGAAACACUGUCAUAUUUAAAGCAUAGGUUUCUGUUCUCCCAUCUGUCUCAACUAUGACUGCCUGGGAGAAGCUACCUUCAAAUCACCAUGUGGCCUAACAGAAAAGCCUGUUACCAAGAAUUUUUGUUAAGGUCUUCAAUUUAAAAAUACAUUUAUUGUCA
Hippopotamus amphibius kiboko is the source of this 4224-nucleotide messenger RNA. It is a transcript of the gene ABCB10, whose product is annotated as ATP binding cassette subfamily B member 10. Bases 55 to 2046 code for a protein of 663 amino acids. The record is from RefSeq and is a predicted model, not a curated record. Gene Ontology annotation, cellular component: membrane. The transcript has 11 exons. Gene Ontology annotation, biological process: transmembrane transport. Lineage: Eukaryota; Metazoa; Chordata; Mammalia; Artiodactyla; Hippopotamidae. Gene Ontology annotation, molecular function: ABC-type oligopeptide transporter activity; ATP hydrolysis activity; ATP binding.